AGGGGAGGGGGCGGGCCCUCGGCCCCCCUGGAUCCGCCUAUGGGGAGGGGUGUAGUCUGCAAGUUUCAAAAAAGGACUUAGACGUAAGACUAGGCUACAGUCUGUGUGUAAACGGUACGGGGUACGGUCUUCAUGCAUGCAGAAGACUACCGAGCAAGCUAAAUCAAUAUGUCAGCGCCCAUGAAACUUCUUCAAGCAAUAAAGAAGAAUUCUUUUCUUCGUUACGGACUUCCUAUGUUGGUAUUGGUUAUUGGUGGUGCCUAUGGACUGAAAGAGUUUCGAUCUCUCAGAUAUGAAAUCAUUGAUAAGAGAAAAACGGUUGAUCCAGAAACUGAGGCAAGAAUGAAACAACUUCAGAAAGAGAAAAAGGCUUCUGUUGCUGAAGAAUAUGAGAAAAUGCAACAGUCUGAUCUGGACAACUGGCACAAUAUCCGAGGACCCAGACCAUGGGAGGAUUCUAAAGAGUUUCAGAUGAUGCAAAGAGAAAAUAAUGAGAAAAGCAAACAUAUAUCAACAAAGAGAUAACAGUAAUCUAUCUAUACAUCAGGUUUUAUGCAUAUCUCAUUGAAAGAAAGACUAUUCAACAAUGUGUUAUCAUCUGUCAUUGUUUCACUGUUUUCUUUUUUUUUUAAUGAAACAUCAAUAGAUAUUUUACAGAUUGCACACAGGGCAUUUGUGAAUUAUAUAAAAAUAAUUGUGUAAUAUUUAGAUAGUCAUAUUAUAUUUAAAAAAUCUUAUCGAUGAUUUGUUGAACUUCACUUUGUUAAGAAAUUUAAAUGAGUUUGACUUGAUCAUUUGAGUAUCUGUGCAGGUUUUAUAUACAAUGGUUUUCUGAUUUUGAUUUGUCUUUGAAUACAAGAACCUUAUGCAUCAAGGUAUAUUAAAGUACUUUGGAAACCAAAACUAGAAUAGAAUUUGUACCAUGCAGAGUUUAGAACUUUGCUUGAUCUUUCAAUCAUCUUUGUACAGAGUGUGUAGGAAUUAUAAAUAUGCAAUUAAAAGAAAUUUAUCCUGUUUUAAGGAAUGAUGGCAUGAAGAAGAUACUAAAUGUUUGUAAAAACCUUAAAGUUUAUUAAAUUAUUGAUUAACAUCUUUGUUAAAAAUCAAAACUUAUUUUGGUACUUUAAAAUAAAAUAUGAGUCAUAGUUCAAUAAUACCAAACUAAAAUUCUCACAUUGUUAAUGUCCAUUACAAUUACAAAAAUAUUUUUGUUUAGUUAAGUGAUAUGAACAUAAUGAAUGAGUUAUAGCUUGAAAAGACCAAUUAGAUAAUCUCAGUUCUCAAAAUUUAAUAUCUGUGCCAAUUUUUGAGGAUUAUAUCUGACAACUGUUAUCAAAUUUUUCCCUGAUAACAAGAUUUAUGCUGAAACUGUUUGUAUUAAAGUAACACGUCUGAUGUGUUCCAUUCAAAACUUUGUUGGUUUCAGGAUUUUGAAUAGAUAACUAUUUUUAUAAUUUGUUUGUAUUAUCCAUUUCUUCCAGUUUAUCAAUAUUCUCAAUGGUUUUCUUUACCCUUUGACUCUCAUAGUACUGUUUAAACAAGGAUAGGGCUGUUCCAUAUCACUAAACCUUAUUAUAUUUCUGAAAUUUGUUUUAAUUAUGUUCAUUCAACUGUAAAUUGCCAAUUUGUCUACUGCCAACUCGUCCACUCACCACAUGGUCUACUUUCAUGUAGUCUAAUGUAUGCCAUUCCGUCCAUCAACAUUUUGUCUAACAACCAUUUGGUCCAAUCAUCACUUCAUCUCAUAACCAGUUGGUCUAAUAUCCAUUUCAUUUUCAUUCAUUUUGCACAAUUUAACACUUAGUCCAAUAAGACCAAAUAGUAUAUGGAUCUUAUGGCUAUUGGACCGACAGGUUGUUAGACGGAAUGGCAUUAGACUAAAUAAAAGUAGACCAUGUGGUGAGUGGACGAACUGAUGGUAGACCAAAUGAUAGUAGACGAAUUGGAAAUAAACCCAUUCAACAAGUAUGUUUUUAUGUAAGGAAUUUGAGCAAUGUUUUAAAAAUGUUACGAGCAUUGUGAUAUUAAAUUUGUAUUCUCAUAGUA
Molecule: messenger RNA, 2046 nt
Organism: Lytechinus pictus (painted urchin)
Lineage: Eukaryota; Metazoa; Echinodermata; Echinoidea; Temnopleuroida; Toxopneustidae
Product: cytochrome c oxidase assembly protein COX16 homolog, mitochondrial-like
Exons: 4
Coding region: 169-525 (118 amino acids)
Biological process (GO): mitochondrial respiratory chain complex IV assembly
Cellular component (GO): mitochondrial inner membrane
Source: RefSeq, a predicted model, not a curated record